CCUACCCCCCCGCCCAUAUAUAUACGCUCGCACCGAUCACACCAUUUGAAGCUCUCAUCUGACAAGAAUUUCAGCGCCCCGUCUUCGAUUUGUUUCCUUCCAGGGAAAAAAGAGAAGAGUUUCCAUUUAUUCAUUUGUAUUUUGGUGCGGUCGUUCUUGAAACAGUAACUCUGGCGAAGAGCAGGAGUGAGCCCAUUUCCCGGAUUCUGCGUUAGAUAAUUCUUGAGGCCAAAUCUGAGUUUUGGAGUUCUGAUCAUGGACAGUCGGAGGAGGCAAAAGUGGGAUAAUUAUAGAAGAUCACAGAACAAGAGGCCACCACGCGGAACGUGUAGUUGGCAGCCCACCGUGCCUUCAUGGGAGAAAGAAUUUUGCAAAGUGGUUGGCUCACUGGACUGGGAAACAUUAUUGCAGAUGAAGAGGUUUAUGCACCUGUAUGAAAAUGUGAUUAAGUGGAACGACUCUGCAGGGGAAGAGGCACUCUCCAAUGCCAAGAAGCGUUUCUGGGCUGAAAUCAACGGCCUUCCUUGUGACAUAUCAUUGCCUGACCCUGAUCUUUAUAUCGACAAAAUAGACUGGGAUUCAGAAGUUGAUCCCAAGAUGCAGGCAGACAUUGAGUUCGAACCUAUGAUCUCUAAAGCAGACGAAGACCAUGAUCCUGUUGUCAUUUUUGGCGAUUCUCUCCUCCCAAACCGAGAAUACUCUGUCACAGGCUGGGGCGACGAUGAAGAGAACUUCAAAGUUCCAGCUAAAUCUUCAUCAGCUAAUCAUGGUGAUCCUUGGGAGCAAAACUGGGGCAAUUCAUUUGAUAAUGGGGCUGCAACUGGAUGGUCAGAUUAUUGUAAUAAUGCAUGGAAAUUAGGUGACGGAAGUGGACCCACCGGAUAUAUUUCAUGGGAUGCAGGUGGGUGGAGUAAUAACAGGUCUUUGAACUGCGCCAAUAAUAAUGUGACUUACGAACGACGACCAGAUAUCGAACAUGAGAUAGCUGGUGCAGAACAAGCCACAUGGAAUGACAACAAACUUACGAGGGUCAAUACGAAUAGAUAUGUGUCAAGUGACAGGAAGUUGAGAGUUCAAGGGAAUGAGCGUUAUAUGAAUUAUAAAUCAACCAACGAAAAUGGACGCCAUAAAGCAGCAUAUUGGGGACAGCGAACAGUUACAGACAAAAGACGCAAUUCUCGAGAGUGGAAUUCGUUUGGUUCGUGUAGACCUGUCAGUCACCGUGCCGCAAUAUCAGUUGGACAAACAUGGAACCAGUAGAACCCUGUCCUCAUUUGAUUUGUUCUUUCAAUUCUGUUUACGCCUCUUAAGUAGCGUAUAUAGCAUCCAGCCCCAGCCCUAGCCCUAGCCCUAGCCCUGGCUGUAGUGAAUAUGGAGUUUUCUAUAUUGCAUCUCCCAUAAUUUCCUCCAAAUUUUUGCGGAUAGUUUUCUGAUAUUGGGGGAGACUGUUCUAUAACAUAUAGCAUGUUUUCAUUAUCAAGAUUGCUCGUGGUUUCUGGUAAGUACAGCUGUGCAGCUACUGUUUCAGAGUUGCAUGUUUAUCUUCA
Sesamum indicum (sesame) is the source of this 1547-nucleotide messenger RNA. Its product is annotated as FK506-binding-like protein. Lineage: Eukaryota; Viridiplantae; Streptophyta; Magnoliopsida; Lamiales; Pedaliaceae. The record is from RefSeq and is a predicted model, not a curated record.